UGACACACAAGUACUUAUAACCACAACUACAGGGGAUGUUUUCAGGUGCUCCAGAGCAAUUUUUACAACGAUGCCUCAACAAACAGCCUCGGUGCAGUUCAAUCCUAGUUUGCCUCUUGAAAAACUGGAACUGUUCAAGAGAAUGCCAGCUGGUUGUAUUGUGAAGUUCAUUAUUACUUAUCAAAAUACUUUUUGGCGGGAUGCAGGUUUCUCUGGGGAGAUCGUAACAUGUGGCAGAACUAAAACAGGAGAAGAUGGCCCCCUGGGGGUGGUGUUUGAUGCAACCUCGCCAAAUGGGAAUCCUGCUUUGGUUGGCUUUGUGGCAGCCAAACAGGCAGUUAAAUGGAGCUGUGAUGAAGCAUCAAAGAGGAAGGCAGCAGUGUUGUCUGCCAUUGCAGAGUUCUUAGGUCCCCAAGCUGAGGAAUGCCUAGACUAUGUAGAACAGAAUUGGGGAGAGGAGCCUUACACUUUGGGUGGACCUGUAUCCCCAGCUACUACAGGAUGCAUGGCCUAUUUUACUGCAGGCCUAAGGCAACCAUUUAAUAGAAUCCACUUUGGGGGGACAGAGUCGGCCACAGUGUGGUGUGGUUUCAUGAAUGGAGCUGUGCAAGCAGGAACUAGAACUGCCAUUGAGGUUCUCUACCACCUCCGACCACAAGCAGUAGCCACAGAAGAACUUAAACAAAGUGCCUAUUGUCCGGCCUCCACCUGGCCACAGAAGAAGAGGAAAGUGAAGAGACAUAAGAUAUUGAAAUGGACCCUUGGGUUUGGGGUCCUCACUUGUUUAGCAUUAGUGGCAAGAAGAGCUUACAUAAAAUACAUUGAUUGAGAAUUUGAGUUACAUGUACUUAAGAAAAUUGUGUAGAAAGUAAAUGACCACAUGAAAAUGUUUACUAGUACAGAUUUGUAGCUUACAUUUGCAUGCGUUAGUGUAGUUUCUGACAGAUUUUUAAAGUUAUUUCUCUGAUCAGUUGGUUGAAAGCUUUUAUAACUUUCAAAGGAAUUCUUCUUGAACUCAUUGUUGUAAUGAAUACUUUCGGUUCCAUGGUGAAAAUGUUUUUUAAGAAUUUAUGUCUUUCUCUCAUAAAAAAGUAUAUCAGGCACUCAAACCACCAGCACAUGAAAUAAUCAAAUAAAUACCUUCCUUCCUGUGGGGAUAAUUGGUAAAAUUUAAGGAACAGAAAGCUAGUGUGUGUGAUAAAAAAAAUUGGUUAAAGGGUAUCUUGCGGUAUGGCGCCAAGUUCCUGUCAUGCCAGUAUGUGUAUAUUCUGAGAAAUGGCAGUAAGUACUGUGGUGAGUCCCCUUUACCAUGCCUUAUUAGGAAAGGCAAACAUAGGUUGUUAAUUACAGACCAGACGGCUUGUACCAUAGACUUUCUCAAUAAAAAAACUAAGUUUAUUCAGAGAAAAGGAGGCAAAGUGUUAUAUGCUCUCCUUGAUGACUUUAUGACAUGCAUUCCAUAUACCGGUACUUGAAGAGGUUGAAAAAAGAAGUAAAGACCUGAUUGUGUCAGUGAUGGAAAAUUUGAAUGAUGACAUGUCACAAUAUUGCAUACAUGUACAAAUAUUUGUGCGUUGUCCCUAUAUUUAAAAUUAAUCAAAUAUUCAAAUAUUAGCUACUACCGGUUUAUGUAGUAGUUUUAACAAGGCUAUCAGGUUAUAAUUUAUGGAAGACGGUCUCCAUUAGAUUUUGUAUUAAAUUUGAGACAGUAUUGAUGUCUUUUUAAUUGAAUCUACACUGUACUGCAUCAAAUGGUACAAUGUAACAGACUGCUUCUUAUAUUAAGAUUAGAAUUUUAGGUUUGCGUCUUUACAUCCAAGUACUAUAGUGUUUCGAUUGCAUACUCACUAAUGUUGUUAAAAGUAAUAAGUAUUGCCUAAUACAAGCAUCUUUAUAAUGCCACUAUUUUGGAAGAAUACAGAGCAGAUUGGCUUAUACAAUAUGACAGAGGUUACAUACACAUUCACACAAACGUGAAAAAUUACUUUCAGGAAACUCAGAAGAGUCAGAUUGAUUUAGAGAUGGAGAUUUAGGAGUAUAUAAAUUAUUUUUGUAGCAUUUAUUUUUCCAUGUGAUGCAGAUCAUCAGUAUUCUUAAUAAAUACAUAGUAUGUGUACACUUUU
Lingula anatina is the source of this 2123-nucleotide messenger RNA. Its product is annotated as putative flavin-containing monoamine oxidase A. Lineage: Eukaryota; Metazoa; Brachiopoda; Lingulata; Lingulida; Lingulidae. The record is from RefSeq and is a predicted model, not a curated record. Gene Ontology annotation, molecular function: oxidoreductase activity.